GAUUUGGUUCGGCAGGAAGCUGCGGCCUGGGUUCAUACUCCAGACAGACACCAGAAUGAUGGCGGGACAGGAGUGGACUUAGAGCCAGUAACCUGGGCUCCAGUCCUGACUCCCCUGCGGCCCGGGACAAAGCCUCCCGCAGAUAGAGCGCGCUCUGAGCCUGGAAAUGGACCAGCUGGUGCAGGCCCCGCCCCGGAGGCCGGAAGACCCAAUCAACGUCGAACGUGGACCCCGCUGCGGCAGUAGUGCGUCUGCAGCUGCAGAUUGGCUCGGGUCUACCUGCGCGGGGUCCCGGGGCCUGAGUCCAGGUUCCCACCUGGCUACGCAGGAUGUCGGUGGCCUUCGUACCCAACUGGAUGAGAGGCAGGGCGGAGGUUAAUCAGGAGACUAUCCAGCGGCUCCUGGAGGAGAAUGACCAGCUGAUCCGCUGUAUCGUGGAGUAUCAGAACAAGGGCCGGGCAAACGAGUGUGUCCAGUACCAGCAUGUGUUACAUAGAAAUCUCAUUUAUUUGGCUACCAUCGCAGAUGCCAGCCCAACCAGUGCUACAAAAACAGUGGAAUAAUCUUCCAGUUGACAAGUACGAGGAGUAAUUCAAAGUAAUCCAUUUCCUAUGAAAUGGAGGUAGGAUCUUUAACCAAGCAACUGCUUAAAACACAAAUAAAACCUCUGUGACUUUUAAAAAUGUGAAAAUGUGAAGAAAGCUACUAAAGGAACAAUUCUCAAUGUAAAUUUAUUUUGAAAUUAAGCUGAGUCCCUCGAUAAGUUGACUCUGGUUGUCCUGUUUCCUGAUAUAGGCGUAUUGGAUAUCAAACACAUCAUGGACAUCUUUAAGCUUUUUAGUUUCUUUUUUUUUUUUUAAGAUUUAUUUAUGCAUACAAGAGCUGGGGUACAGGCCAGAGGUGCAGGGGGUGAGAGGAUUCACCAGAGACAGAGUGGGGAACAGAACAGGUGGAUUGACUGAAAUACACUGCUGAGGGGAGCAGCGGGUGAGACAGGAGAGGUCUGCUGUGCCAUGUGGGUCAGCUCCCUGCUUGUGCCAUGCUACAGUGGCUGCAGAUAGCUUCAUAAUGCUCUGACUUAACCCCUUGCACCACCGUGGAGGCCCCCAAGCUUAUUAGUUUCAACCUGAAAAGAAACUGAUCAGGUGUUAGUCUAUCAGCAAGCAUUGGCAACACACCAGGCUGAGCCCCUGCCAGGUCGACCUCUAACAUGUGCUCCCUCUACUGGUUUAUAGUUGUAGGUGCCCUGACUGUUCUUUCAGGUUGCUUUAAAAUAAAGCUUGCCUUUCUGUGAAAGACUAUUGUGGAGGAAUAGGAAUUUUCAGGUAAUAAGUGUUUCAGUGGUGUUCCAGAAAAAGUAAGGAUUUUAAAAUAUAUAUAACAACCAUAUCAUGAUUGCCAACAAAAUCAAUAGUGAUUCCUAAUUAUCAUCCACUGUCAUCUAAUAGACGAUAUGGGAAAGGAAAAAUACCUUUUUCUAUUUACUUUUUUAAGGUUUUUUUAAAUUAAAUAUUUAUUUAUGCAUACAAGAGCUGGGGUACAGGCCAGAGGUACGGGGGGUGAGAGGAUUCACCAGAGACAGGGUGGGGAACAGAACAGGCAGAUUGCAGAGGGGUGCAGCGGGCGAGUCAGGAGAGGUCUGCUGCGCCAUGUGGGUCACCUCCCUGGCCAGGGAUCAAACUCGUGCUGCAGAGGCUGUGGACAGCCUCAUAGGUUGCGUCUCAACCUUUUGAGCCACCAGGGAGGCCCAUUUUAAGGUUCUUAACUGGGGCUUUAUAACGAAAGACAUAUGAACUAAAGAAAAGCAUACAGUUAUUUAAUAUAAGUUUAAUUGACAUGGAAACCUUCAUAAUGAAAUGGAGAUCCAAAGAAAUAGUUAAACCCAAGUGGAGAUGUUUAGUUUUGGGGGGAAUGAAGGGAUGAAAGAAUUCAUCAGAGACAGAGUGGAGAACAGGAAAGGUAGAUUUAUUGAAUAUACUGCAGAGAAGAGCGGCAGGUGAGAUGGAGAGUUUGUCAGCACCAAACCUGAAUGUCUUUAUACUCACUUUGAUGAACAGUGGAAAGUCAUAGAAAUGUGACAGGACAGACCGUUAUGUGCCAAGGGUAGUAAAAUAGAGGAAAUUUAGCAAGGGCUUUUCAUUAAAUCUUUAGUGUCCCUCUGUCUUCAGAGAUAUUCUUUUCUCUAGCUACAUGGAGAGCACCUUGUGAAGGUCUCACAACCGCUUCAUGGGGGAAGCUCAGAGUCCUAACACCUACCAUUUCUUGAAAUCCCUUUAGUUUAAAAUAUUUAAUAUGCCAAGAUGUGAUAUUUUGAAGUGUUGUUUCCUGAGCCCAGUUGAUGUUCCGUUUCCUUCAUUUAUCACAAAAUGUCUUCUGUUGAUUUAUCUGAAUCAGGAUCCAAGCAAGGUUCACAUACUACAUUUUGCCAAUGUCCCUUAAAUCUCUAAACACGCUUAAUAGUUCCUUCUUUUUUUCCUUUGCCAUUUAAAAACAAAAACAAAAAACAGAAACGAGGUGAUCUACCCUAGCAUGGCUAACAUUCUAGUUGACUCUCCUAGUUGUACCCCUCUGGUGUCAUGUCAUGUCCCACUAUUACUCAUUUUCUCAUUAACUAGUAGGUCUAGAGGCUUACUCAGACUCUGGUUUUUGUUCUGUUGUUUUUGUUUGUUUGUUUGUUUGUUUUUGACAUCAUAGGAGGUGGUAGGUACUUGUUUUUCAUCACAGGGGGAAGAUCUGAUUUGAUAUUUUUUCAAACACCCAAUAGCCUUUCACUUAAUAUCUACCCAGCUUUGAUUUCAUCAGGGAUGGCAUAAUGCUGAUUUUCUAAUGCUGUCUCUCCUUCUAUAAAGUUCUAUAAAGAACUUUCCCUCUUUGAGACUUAUGAGGCAGAUAGUCAUAAGUGAACUCAAAAUUAGUACCUCAGGUACCUGAUUGCUUUUGUUAGGCAUCAGGGGUUGUAACCCUGGGAUGCUCUGAUGUGUCGACAGUGCAGAGUGACUUCAUGUUGAACUCCAGAUCUAUCACUUAACCUCUGACAGCUGCUUUCUCACCUCUUGAAUGGGGAAAAUGAAAGUAUAUGUGUCUCCUGGGGUCAUGAGAUUGAGAUGAUAAGGUUGAGAAGUGGGCACAAGGUCAACACUCAGUGUGUGUGAGCUCUGCUGAGGUGCCUCUUCAUUGCCUCCUCACCCACUCUGCCAUCCUUAGGGGGCUAGCCCAUAAUUGGGCUACAGGGCAGGCCACUGAGGUGGGCCUGACCUUGUAAGAGCUGUUCACCACUGCUGCAGCCCAUGCAGGCCAGGGUCAGUGACAGCGCCAGAAGCCCCAACACCAGGAAGUGUGGGCUCAGAGCAAGCCAGUAUAGCCCAUGGCAAGUAUAAGCUUCCUGUUUGGCAGGGAGAGCAGCCUUGAUGACAAAGCCCAGCUCUCUCCCAGAGGAAAGGGGUUUGUGUCCUGCUGUGUCCCCUCCCUUCUCUUGGAAGGCUAUUUCUGUGUACAUGGAGGGCUGAAUCAGAAGUCUCUGAGAAUAGCCCAGGCCUGAGAACACCCUAUACUCUAGAGAACCCCUCUCAGAAGCAUACUCUGGGGAAGCUGGCAGAGGCCAGCCAGCUGUCAUGCUAUGCACCCCCCACCCCCACCCCAUCUCUACCUCUUUGCUUCCAAGCACAAGCAUCCACAGUCCCUCUUAAAGGGCCCAGCAGUCAAUAGAGCUGUAAAAAAUGAUUGAAGAAAGUCAACACCAAACCUGCUCAGGCUACAUUAACCAGCCUCCCUUCUCAGGACCUCCUGCCUCAAGAAGUGAACCUCCAUUCAGUCUGCCAGUCCUUUUCCAACUCUUGGCGUCAAGCUGAUUCCCCGACAGUCCACUCAGGGUCUGAAUCUGUUCUCUUGCUUUUCCGAGCCUGCUUCUCAGGGUUUGCAACUGUGGUGACUUUUGUCUUGAUCACACCUUCCUGGGGUGAGGAUAUGGCAGCUCAAAAAAAGAACACAGAUAAUUAAAACAUUAAGCUAUUUUCCAUUUCCUCAUGAGGCCUCUUGACAGUUGGGUCUGACCUUUUGGGACUCCAAGUAAUAAUCUGGCUAGGGAGGAAAUGGUGUUCCGUGCUAUCUCUUGUGACUUUGAACCUUUGCAAUAAAUUUCUAUUACCGAAGAUUAUCUGUAAAUAUCUUUUAUUUUUAAUCUGUAAAUUUCUUAAGAUGGGUACAUAGUAUACUCAUAUUAUUGUUCUACUUCACAUAUAGCAUGUAUGUAAUAUAAAUAAUAAUGAUAUAUAUAAUACAGUUGCUGUCUUAAAUCUACUUUAAUAAAAGCAAUUUUAAGUUACUCUGUCACUAUGUUCCUAAUGGAAAUCCCACAGAUUCCUCUGGACUAAAUAUUCUCUUCAGUCACUGAAACUUUCUCCUUCCUUCCUAAAUCUUUAGUAAGAGACCAGGAUCCAAAGGGAGGUUAUUUCCAUUUGUUUUCGAUGCAUUAAUUUGAUUUAAAAAUACUGAUCCACUCAUAUGUGCUGAAUAUACUCCAGUGAGGAGAAGCCAGACAAUGUUCCUGCUUUUAUGAAAC
Messenger RNA from Talpa occidentalis (Iberian mole), 4558 nucleotides. RefSeq names its product SS18 like 2 (gene SS18L2). Gene Ontology annotation, molecular function: transcription coactivator activity. Gene Ontology annotation, cellular component: nucleus. Gene Ontology annotation, biological process: positive regulation of transcription by RNA polymerase II. Lineage: Eukaryota; Metazoa; Chordata; Mammalia; Eulipotyphla; Talpidae. The record is from RefSeq and is a predicted model, not a curated record. The transcript is spliced from 4 exons. The coding region runs from base 330 to 563 and encodes 77 amino acids.